GCGUCCUCAGAAAACAAAGAACCGCAAAAGUAUAUCAACCAAUACCUUUCGACAAAGAAAGCACGAACACAAGAGAAGAAAGAGAGAGAAACACUGAUAGACUAGUUCAAAGUGCAAAGUGCAAAGUCACAACUCACAAGUGCCAACCCUCUUCCUCUUCUUCUUCUUCUCCUCUUCUCAUAACCCAAAACAUUCCCUAGUCUCCAAACUUCAGGAUUUCGCCAAAUGGAAUUCGAGGAUCCGGAGGAGCAAGAGGAAGAGCUUUGUAUGGCAGGUGGAGCCAGUUACGACUCGCUGCCCAACCCGACUCGGAUGAAGAUGCCAGGUGGGGCGGAGGUUAUGGCGGCGACGCCGGUCAGGAGCACCAGCAACGGCGCCGGCGCCGGAAAGGCGAGGUACAGAGAGUGUCUGAAGAAUCACGCCGUCGGGAUCGGCGGCCAUGCCCUCGACGGCUGCGGCGAGUUCAUGGCGGCGGGGACGGAGGGAACUCUGGACGCGCUGAAAUGCGCCGCCUGCAACUGCCACAGAAACUUCCACCGCAAGGAGCACCACCCGCCUCCGCCGCCGCAGUUCGCGGCGUACUACCGGACGCCGGCGGGGUACCUGCACGUGGGAGGGCAGCACCGCGCGGCGGGGACGCUGGCGCUGCCGUCGACCUCCGGUGGCGGCGGGACGCAGAGCACUCGGGAGGACCAGGAGGACGUUUCGAACCCGAGUGCAGGAGGAAGCGGUUCGAAGAAACGGUUCAGAACGAAGUUCACAUCUGAACAAAAGGACAAAAUGCUGGACUUGGCCGAAAAACUAGGUUGGAGGAUUCAGAAACACGACGAGGCUGUGGUCCAAGCCUUCUGCAACGAAACCGGCGUUAAGCGUCACGUUCUCAAGGUUUGGAUGCAUAACAACAAGCACACUCUCGGUAAGAAGCCCUAGGAAUGAAAACCAAACAAGAAACAAAUUCACCUGCAUCUAUUUCUUCUCUCUCUUCCACCUUACUUUCACUAGCUAGCUUACCCAAAUCCUUAGGGUUUCUAUUUCUUUCUCCUUUUAUUAUGGGUGGGGCUGUGUUUAAUUUCUGCUUCUGUUAGUGUUUGAGGAUGUAGAUGUAGGUAAGGUUCUGGUUCCACCCCGAUUAAUUAGCUAGAGCGAAUUAUUAUUGCUGAAUGCUGAUGGUGAUUGUCAUGGACUAAUUUUAUUUUUAUUUCAGUGCCAAAAUCAGAUUUUGAGUACUCUAUGUCUUUUUUCUCGUGGUACAUCUUCCAGUGCUAGCGUAUUUUUUGCAGUUUGUUACAAUGGUGACGCGUUUGGAACCUUUUUUUCGCGUCCAAGAUAUCAGCUGUUAUAAGAUAUGAAGGUGAUGACGAUUGACGAGACGACGAGGCUUAAAAUAAGUGACAUCUAGUUAAUUUGUUUGUCUAUAGUGAUAUGAUGUUCUACAUCCUUAGACACUUGUAGGAACUAGGAACCUUCAAUGCUUUCUAACUCACCUGCAUUUUCCGUU
Messenger RNA from Cajanus cajan (pigeon pea), 1498 nucleotides. NCBI's taxonomy places the organism in Eukaryota, Viridiplantae, Streptophyta, Magnoliopsida, Fabales, Fabaceae. The record is from RefSeq and is a predicted model, not a curated record.